AUUUCUCGAUUUUCGGAGCAAAAUGAAAACAAGUCUAGUAAUUCUGCUCUCUUGUUUCGAGUUUAUCUACUCACUAGACGACAAAACCGAGGCACAAAGAGAAUAUGAAGCCGGAAAUGCGUUAUUUGUCAAUAGACAAUAUUCCGAUGCUCUCACACAUUAUCACAAGGCUAUCGAGCUAAACCCGACAAUGUAUCAGGCAAUUUUCCGCCGAGCCACCACAUAUCUAGCCUUCGGGCGUUCAAAGCCAGGCCUCGCCGAUCUCGACACAGUCUUAAGCCAAAAACCAGAUUUCGCUGGAGCAAGACAACAAAGAGCAAGUGUUCUGUUGAAAAUGGGACAGCUGGAGCGUGCCGCCGCCGAUUUUCGAUAUUUGAUCGACCAUUCUGCUUCACAAGAAACUUCACAAGAAGCUCAAGAGAAACUAGAGCUCAUUUCAGAGCAUAUAAAUCAAGUUGAAAUGUUAAAAAGCUGGAUUACAAAUGGAGAUUGCAAUAACGUCAUUGAAUCGACGACGCAUCUUCUUGAAACUCAACCCUGGGAUGCUUCUCUGUACAUUUAUCGUGCAAAAUGCUACGUGGCGGAGGAUAAAGUGAAAUCAGCAAUUCAUGAUAUGAAACACGCAGCGAAACUUUCUUCUGAUAACACCGAGUUGCUCUUUGAAAUGUCCGAGUUGGAGUAUAAAGUCGCAGAUGUCAGAGAUUCGUUAGGUUCAAUCCGCGAAUGUCUGAAGCUUAAUCCGGAUCACAAAAAAUGCUACACCUCCUACAAAUCACUGAAGAAAAUCGUAAAAUCCCUAGAUUCUAUGAAGGCAUCAAUCGAACAACAGGAAUGGACAAAAUGCCUGGAAACUGGUGAAAAACUUCUGGAAAAGAACGAAGAAAUUCCGAUUCGGAUGAACAUUUUCCGAUUGAUGUGUCAAUGUAAUCGAGAAGACGGAAAUCUAGGAGAAGCCAUUCAACAGUGUACUCGAGUACUGGAAUUUGAUGAUUCUGAUGUGGAAACGUUGAUUCAGAGAGCUGAAGCUUAUAUGGCAGACGAGGAGUAUGAUAUGGCAAUCGCUGACUACGAAAAAGCCGAAGAAUGGGAUUCAUCAAACGACGCCGUCCGAACUGGAAAAGAUCAAGCAAAGCGUGCAAAGGAACUCGUCGGAAAACGAGAUUACUACAAAAUUCUCGGAGUCCGCCGGAACGCCAAUAAACGAGAAAUCACAAAAGCCUAUCGAAAAAUGGCUCAAAAAUGGCAUCCGGACAACUUUCAGGAUGAGAAGGAGAAGAAGAAAGCUGAGAAGAAGUUUAUCGAUAUUGCCGCGGCGAAGGAAGUUUUGAGCAAUGAGGAGAAGCGGCGAGCUUUCGAUAAUGGACAAGAUCCACUGGAUUCGGAAGCAGGGAGGGGUGGAGGUGGAGGUGGAGGAUCACACGGAUUUCAUAAUUUCCACGGAUUUAAUCCAUUCGGCGGUGGUGGUGGUGGCGGCCGUGGUGGCGGCGACUUUUUCUUCCAUUUUUAAUUUCAUAUUUCAUUAUAGAUAUAGAUAUUAUUGUGUCAUUGGAUGUGUUACCCGGACUAUUAUUGAUCUCUUAACUUGCUUCUUUUUUUUUUUAUUAUAAAUCUUUUUAUGUACUU
Messenger RNA from Caenorhabditis elegans, 1623 nucleotides. It is a transcript of the gene dnj-28, whose product is annotated as J domain-containing protein. NCBI's taxonomy places the organism in Eukaryota, Metazoa, Nematoda, Chromadorea, Rhabditida, Rhabditidae. The record is from RefSeq and is marked reviewed. Gene Ontology annotation, cellular component: endoplasmic reticulum lumen.